Messenger RNA from Chlorella variabilis, 1103 nucleotides. RefSeq lists its product as hypothetical. Gene Ontology annotation, cellular component: nucleolus. The coding region runs from base 78 to 1103 and encodes 341 amino acids. Gene Ontology annotation, molecular function: methyltransferase activity. The transcript is spliced from 3 exons. The record is from RefSeq and is a predicted model, not a curated record. NCBI's taxonomy places the organism in Eukaryota, Viridiplantae, Chlorophyta, Trebouxiophyceae, Chlorellales, Chlorellaceae.
CCCAUGUACAGUGUUAGGUCCCUCUUGAAACCUGCUGUAGGCCUCCAAGAAUUGGGCUGGUGCCGUUCCCGGCCCAGAUGGCGGCUUCAGGCGAUUUUGAUGGCUUCGCUGUUAAGAAGCGCAAGAUGAAGAACAAAUUCAAGCAGAUGAUUGCAGACGCGGCAGCAGAGGCCCCAACAUUGCAGCCGCUGUUGCAAGCCGAAGGCGCAACGCGAGAAAGGAAGAGGAAGGACAAGAAGAAGCAGAAUGCAGCGAUGGAGGAGACGGUAGGAGUGCAGGCAGACGCUCCUGGGACAGCGGCAGCACCGCCACCACCUAGUGCCGCUGCCACGCACCAGCCCCAGACGGCAGCUAGCAGGCCUCCGGUCCUGUCCCACCCAGGCCGGGGGAAAAAUGGCAAGGGCGGCAGCCUACUGCAGCAGAUGCGGCAGCGGUUGCAGGGCGGGCGGUUCCGCUGGCUGAACGAGACACUGUACACGAGCGACGGCGCAGCGGCGCUGGAGAUGAUCCAGCAGCAGCCGGAGCUGAUGGAGCAGUACCACGAGGGCUUCCGCGAGCAGACCAAGGCUUGGCCGCUGCAACCUGUAGAUCAGGCCAUCCGCUGGCUGCGCGGCCGGCCACUGGGAUGGACUGUGGCAGACCUGGGGUGCGGCGACGCAAAGAUCGCGGCCACCGUGGCGCAGACUGUGCACAGCUUUGAUUUGGCAGCCACCGUGCCAGGCGUGAUCGCCUGCAACAUGGCGGCCGUGCCGCUGCCGGACGCCGCCGUGGAUGCCGCCAUCUUCUGCCUCUCUCUCAUGGGCACAGACUAUGGCGCCUUCUUGGCUGAGGCGGCCCGUGUCCUCAAGCCCACGGGCUGGCUGUGGAUCGCCGAGGUGCAGUCGCGGUUUAUGCACAGCGGCGGGCACAGCGUGCUGCCCGCCUUCCUGGCAGCAUUGGCGGAGCUGGGGUUCCAGGUCAAGCGCAAGGACACCAGCAACAGCCACUUCCUAGUCCUGGAGCUGCAGCGCCAGGACAUGCAGCACAAGGUCAACGGCGGCGGCGACCGGCAACGCUCAUUGGAGUGGCCCGAGCUGCGCGCCUGCCAGUACAAGAAGCGGUAG